This is a messenger RNA of Diachasmimorpha longicaudata, 809 nucleotides long. It is a transcript of the gene APC10, whose product is annotated as anaphase-promoting complex subunit 10. The coding region runs from base 198 to 767 and encodes 189 amino acids. The record is from RefSeq and is a predicted model, not a curated record. The transcript is spliced from 3 exons. Gene Ontology annotation, biological process: protein K11-linked ubiquitination; anaphase-promoting complex-dependent catabolic process. Gene Ontology annotation, cellular component: anaphase-promoting complex. Lineage: Eukaryota; Metazoa; Arthropoda; Insecta; Hymenoptera; Braconidae.
GUUGGUCACCACUGUCGGGCAAUAAACAAAACCGGUGAGAAAUUCAUCGGGAAAUGUGUAAAAUUAAAUAACAAUUGUAUUAUCUCUCAUGACGGAGAAACUACUUGACGAGUGGUUUACUUUGUUGCGUGCUAAUUGUUGUUAAUUCAGAGAUCUUCAAGAGUCAGAGUUAUGGGUUAACCUCAAUAAAUGUCAGGAUGAGCAGUAAAACGAGUGGCGGAGGAGAAAUGGAUCCAGUCCAGGAAGAAUUUGCUGGCCGAGUGAGGGAAGUUGGGAAUCAUGCGAUCUGGAGUUUAUCCAGCUGCAAACCUGGUUUCGGAGUUGAUCAGCUUCGUGACAAUUUGACAGAUACCUAUUGGCAAUCUGAUGGACAGCUGCCACAUUUAGUGAACAUUCAGUUUCGAAAGAAAACUACUAUCAGGGAUAUUUGCAUUUAUACUGACUAUAAACUCGACGAGAGCUACACGCCGAGCAGAAUAAGUAUAAGAGCAGGCACAAAUUUCAACGACCUCCAAGAGGUGGAAGUUAUGGACUUAAACGAGCCAAGUGGCUGGGUGGUGAUACCAAUAAAAGACCUGAACGACAGACCCAUCAGGACUUUCAUGAUACAAAUAGCUGUGAUAAGUAAUCAUCAGAAUGGCAGAGACACUCAUAUGAGGCAGAUAAAGGUUCACAGUCCAGCUCAGGAUAUUCUGGGGCCCCCAGCUCCUCACCUCCCAGGGCAAUUUCUCACCAAUGAAUUUCAACGUUAUGCCACCAUAAGAUAAAAUAAAUUCUUUAUUUUUAGUCAAUAAAUAAUUUUUCACUUC